AAGGAUACGCUGUCAAUGAGAAACGAAGCUGGCGAGCGCCUAGACUCACUGCAGAUUUCUCUGGCGGAGACAAUUUAUCGAGUAUCAAUGCAUCGAUGGUGAAAGCCCUCGCGAUUUCAUCACAGAUAGCAGACCGUGUAAAUCUAUAUACCCGCUUGUGUUUGGUCUUUGAGGGGAUGCGGCUACAGACAUGCGGAAACAUUGUAUGCAUACUUGUCAUACUGACGCUCCAAGACCCAUCGCCGUUUCUACCUUUGUCUACAGUGAAGACUACAGCUAAGCCCGAGAUUGACUGGGAUGGUCAUGUACACUUUCGAGGUCCAAUUCGGCUCUCUGCCAUGGACAACUAUUAUCAGUAAGUGAGCAGGGUCCAAUCUACAUUGGACAUAGUUCAAUGUGCAUACCUAGGAGACUCGACUAGGAGAACAGCUGCAGUAUGUAUACAGUAGAGGGCACAAGA
This is a messenger RNA of Tilletiaria anomala UBC 951, 460 nucleotides long. RefSeq lists its product as uncharacterized. The transcript has a single exon. The record is from RefSeq and is a predicted model, not a curated record. NCBI's taxonomy places the organism in Eukaryota, Fungi, Basidiomycota, Exobasidiomycetes, Georgefischeriales, Tilletiariaceae. Bases 96 to 359 code for a protein of 87 amino acids.